Messenger RNA from Myiozetetes cayanensis, 10017 nucleotides. It is a transcript of the gene FAM53B, whose product is annotated as family with sequence similarity 53 member B. Gene Ontology annotation, cellular component: nucleus. Lineage: Eukaryota; Metazoa; Chordata; Aves; Passeriformes; Tyrannidae. The record is from RefSeq and is a predicted model, not a curated record. Gene Ontology annotation, biological process: protein import into nucleus; positive regulation of canonical Wnt signaling pathway.
UCUUAAAGUCUUUUCCAACCUAAGUGAUUCUAUGAGUCAGUGUCUUUUAGGAAGCCCACUCAGGGCAGAGAUGAAACUGUAGCGCUGACUGGGAGCCCUCUGCAGUCAUUUGCUGUGCUGGUGGUUUAUUAUGAUGAUUAUUGUCUGUGCUGGUUCAGGAAAAAAUUGCACUUUGCCCUUGCUGUGGACCUGCACAGUCCCAGCUUCCCACUGUGCUGGGAGGUGUCCCAGUGCCAGUGUGCUCCCUCUGAGGGACCUGCCUGGCUUGUCCUGCCCUCUCUGGAGGCAGCCAGGUCAUCCUCAGCAGUUGCCACCCCACAUCCCCCCAGCCUUGUGCUGUCCCUGUGUCUUCAAUCCCUCAGUUACUCUCGGGUUCUCCUCCAGACCUCGGCCAGAGGUGACAGGAGGCUCCAGGUGCCCCCGUAGCAGUUGUGGAGUGCAGAGCACAGACACAGUGCUAUCUCUGCUCCUCCUGGAGAGCCCCAGUUUAUCCAGCCUGUGGCCAUAUCCCUGCAUGCCUUGGUAAUCUACUGCACCGUGCAGGAGCCUGGGGACAUGCCCCUGCCUUUGAGGUGAGUGGCUUUUAAGCAAUUUAGUUUUUUAAGGUGUAUCUUAAUGUCUCUGUUACAGACAGUGCUUGUUGCUUCUCUUCGUCCUGUGUUAUCAAGUUGUUCUCUCUAUUUAGUGCUUUUCUGGUGUCGAGUCACUUACACAGCACUGAUUUUGCUGUUUCCUUCCCAAUUACUGCCAGAAAUAUUGCAUGGCCUAAGGUGACAGCUUAGUUCCUGUUGCAGCCAGCGUUGCCAGUUAUUUGCAGGUCUGUUUGGGAUCUGCCACUUAGAGAGCUGUCGAUAGCUGUCAUACACCUGUGUGUGCUCUAAUGAGGUCCGUUAUGCCAGUGCUCCCUUUCACCUGCACAAAGACAUCUGCUGAGGUGAGAGCUCUUUGCCUGGUGCUGCAAGAGUGGUUCCUGACUCCCUGACCUCACACUGAAACCGGAGCCUUGCUGGGCUCCAGUUUUCGGGGUCAUCACGUUGUGCCAGUCCUCGGGGAGCAUCGGUGGUGAUGGCUCAGAAGACUUUUUGGCACAAUCUUAUAACAGUUGAAGGUGUAAAUUAUUUGCUGCUGUUGUUUAAGAAUGAUCUAUAUUUAGUUCUUGCUGUUUAAUAUCAUGCCAGGUUACUCCUGACAAACAUGACCGUGUCCUUUCCCUUUCUCCUCAGGACAGUGUUAGCAUUUAUAUUGGCCAUUUCUCACUUUUCUACAUUGUGACUAAUGUUUCCACUGUUCUGUUGUUGUCAGUGGCACUUCUUAUUGUCCUUAUUAUCUAUAAAAAACUCUCUAGGUUGUUUUCUAACAGUGUGGUGUUUAGCUUGCACUCUCAUGCAUUUUAAGGUGGUGUCAGAAUUUUAGGGACUUCACAAUGAUUUACAAAUUCUAGGAUUCAUUAAUUCCUUCACUCAUUAGGGUUGCAAGUUGAUACAUAUUUUUUUUUCCCAUGUGAUGGAGGUGGAUAUUUUUGCUGCCCUAUUUGUCCUGGGCAAUCAUUCAUGUUUGUGCACUGACAAAACACCUGGCACAGUUCCCUUCCUGGUAGCCUGCUGGCAGCUUUGGAGCCGGGAUGGGAUGCAGCAUUUAGGUCAGUUCUCCUCGGGAUGCCGUUUCAGGAGCGGGCUUUGUGUUUCACACCACGCUGGUGCCGGGGCCAACGUCUCUGUCCUUUGGGCUUCCCCUUUCCACAGCACAGAGGAAUCUAUUUCUCCUCCUGAUUUUCACCUGGGCAGGGGGGGUGAGAGAAAGAGGGAUGCAUGGAGACUAUGCAGAGAUGGAGACUCUUGGGGUGGAAAAAGCAGAUUUCAGAUUUUUUUACCCCUUUACUACUGCAUGUUCACACUGUCAUGAAUGAGCUCGUGGAAGGCCGGGCAGGACGACGUUCCUGCCAGCCCAAAUAAAACCAGGGGCUGUUUGCAUUUUCCACUUAACUUUUUUUUAAAAUUUUCCUCACCUCUGAGACGGGCUGCAAAAUCUGGGCUUUUAUGGCUGCCAAGCUACAGUGGAGCUCAUCCUGCUCUGCUCCACGCGACUCAGGCACCCCCAGGGGAUGAAACAUCCCAUUGCUGGGAAAAUUGUCCUCUCUGAGCGUUACUUCUCUGGCUGGGCAAGCACCUUGGUGGGGUGCCUUGCUUUGAGGCCGUGGCACCUCGGGCUCACUUCAGCUGCACCCCAGGCUCUCAGCAGCACGGGGGGAAGCAUCUCACUGCCUGGCCCUCGGGGAGCCAAACCCACAGAAGGUUUGGGCUCUACGUGCUGCUGACACCUCGCAGGAGCCGGGAGCGCGUUACAGCAACAGAUUCCGUAUUAUUCCAGCCUCGCAAGCGUCUCCUUGCGAUACUAAAAACACCAGCUAAAAGCCAAGUCCAAGCUCUCAAUGAAUGACUCCGUGGAAAUGCUGUCGGGCACGUUUCAGUGCUGCUUUGGCUUUGAUUUAAACGGGUAAACACGGUGAGUGGGUGUUUGCUUUGACUUCUUCCUCGCAGCGAAAGACUUCCUUUGAGGGAAGGCAAAGCCUCCAGUGCUGUUCCCCAUCACAGCAUUGGACCGUUCUGCCCGUGGUUUGAUUUUGGUGAUGCCUUUGCUGCCUGCCUGGGUCCUGUGCUGCCCAGCAGCAGUGGGAACCCCCCCAGUUUACCCAGUACCAGGGACGCCUCGAGCCCAGGGCUCUACUUAAGGGUAGGAAUAACCUUGGCAGAGCCUGGUUUCUCCACCUGGUUGUGGCAGAGUCAUCCCCCUUGGGAUGAUGACCAAGGACCUCCUUGGCUUUUGUGGGCACCUCCCCCUGCUUGACCCUACCUGACUGCUCUGUUUCCUUUGAAGCGCCCCAAAAUCACCUCCAGCUUUGGCUGCACCAUGAUUACACGUCAGAGACAGCCUUCACCACGUGGUGGGUGGUCUCUGGAGGAGGCAGGGUGGGUGCAGCCCGUCCUCUCCUUGUCCUGCUGCUUUCGGAAGAGCCCCCCUCUGCUCCUCACACAAGUCCCCCACCUCCACCAGAGCCAUCAAAACCGGCUCCUUGGCAGCCUGUGCACGUAGGAACCAUCUUCUGGUAACAGAUUGUUGUGUAUUUAAUGAACCCGAGGAAAACACGGAAUCCGGAGGCUGUGGGGCGAUACGAGUUUGCUGUUCAGUCUGCCAAAUUCACGCUCAUUCAGACAACUCGCAGAUGUUUGGCUCCUCGUUCGUCAAAGAGGUUUAUGGAAGAUGCAGCGCUCAGAAAUUCACGGGGAGACGGAGGUGGCAGCGUGGGCAAAGGUUUCCUGGCCCCAGAGGGCUCCUUCCCUCCCUUCGCUGUGCCUUCCCCUUGCCAGUGUUGAUGGCAACGGAUGGACAAACAGCAGGGAAAAGUGCCUUUCGGUCACUAGGAGGAUUAAUAAAGGCCCUGGGUUCGUCUUUCAGGAGCCAAGGAGCUCUUUGAAAGCUAUUUCUGAGCUGAGGAAUGAAGCCCCAGAGACUGCCCAGGAGCCAAAGUACUCUGGUGUAAUGCAAACAGUGUAGGGUGUGCAGGUGACAGUGGGCACGUGUGUUACCCUGUGUGGGCACAGAGACGGUCCACUGAAAGCACCUGAAGUUCUUAAAAUAUUGCCUGCUUACUUCAGGGAGAUACUUUCAAUUUUUGGAAGGUUCUAAAUGGUCAUUUUUCUGCACUGCAUGUGAGGGUUCUGCAGUCUUAGGGUGAUUUAUCCAUAAAGGAGAGCUGGUAGAAGACAGUGUGGAAUCUGCAAAUUGAUCCAUACAUCCAGUAUUUCCCUGCUUUUACUCCAGAUAAAUCUGUAGGGGCUGUCAGCCUCUACCUCUUCUCCAGCUCAGCCUUGGAAAAAGGAGAAAUCUGACCUGCAAGCAGCAGGUUGGAAAGAGAUGAUCUUUAAGGUCCCUUCCAGCCCAAACCAUUCUGUCAUUCUGACCCUCAGGGCAUUAUGAUCUGGCUGUAAGUAGAUGGACGUUGUUUCAUGGAGGUGGGUGUUCAGGUGGGUUUAUGUGCUGUUUGAAAAUGGUUUGAGCUUGAGAAGUGAGUCAGUAAAAGUGUUGUGGUGGGGCUAUUUACCAUCUCUGGCUCAGACAUUUCAGGCUGUAUAUGGGAAAAGAAUAUAAGGAAGAAACAAGAACUGGUUUUUUGUGUCUGUUUACUAGAGCAGCGUGCUCUGAGCAGUAAUUAAAAGUAAACCUGGACCCUGCUGGCUUGUUCAGCAUCCCUAGUUGUUGAGAUUAAGCAGCCAGAGCAAUUCUCAAUUCAGCAAUUCCUCAGCUUUCGGGAGCAUGGCCAACACUCACAGUGUCUCACAGACCACUGCAAAUUCUUGUAAUAAAUCUCACAAUUGAGGCGGGGGGAGGAACCCACAGAAAGGUGAGAUGGUUUGUAGGACCAGCAGGCUGGAUUGCUGCUGCUGCUUCAGCUGCUCUUCUCCAGAGACAACCCUUGGUCCAAUAUUUCUACUAUUCCUUGGAAAUAGUACUCAAAGUUAGAAGCAGAUUAGGCCAUGAUUACAGGUUUGCUCAGAAAGAAUGUGUCAUUUCUAUGGUUGUAGGGACUAAGAGCAUCCUGUAGGAUGGCCCACACAUGCAGGGAUAUUGGUGGUGUGUGUCCCCAAGGCGACGUGGCUGCAGGGGUCUGUGUUCCUGCAGGACUCCCCGGCGUCAGUCCUGCUGGCUGAGGAGGAUGCUGAGCUUAUGGGGCUGAGCUCUGCUGUGUGGUGUCAGUGGCUCUGGGGUGUUGUUCCACGGCAGAGUGUUGAGCUGGGAAUGCACCCUCAUGUUGGAGCAGCUCGUCAGCCUAUGCCUGUGGCCAGCUAAGGAAUGAUCCCAUUGGGGGUGUGACCCUGGUCCUCAGCAAAACUCGUGCAGGCUGGAUGUGCAGCCAAGAGAUACCCAAGACCUCACAUUAGUGCUCCAAACGUGUCUGGUCUUCUCUUUAAUCCCCACAGGUGAGUUUUUGUGCAGUGAGCCGGGUCCUGUCUAGUCACUUCAUAGAAUCAUCACAGAAUCACUGAAUGGCCUGGGUUCAAAGGGACCUUAAAAGAUCAUCUUGUUCCUUCCCCCUGCCAUGGGCAGGGACACCUUCAACUAGCCCAGGUUGCUCCAAGCCCUGUCCAACCUGACCUUGGACACUUCCAGGGAUGGGGCAGCCACAGCUUCUCUGGGCAACCUGUGCUGGUGCUUCACCACCCUCACAGGGAAGAAUUUUUCCCUCAUAUCUUGUCUAAACCUACUCCCUUUCAGUUUGAAGCUAUUCCCCCUUGUCCUGCUGCUUCCCAUGUCUCACUGGUUCCUCUCUGUUGGAGACCGGCUGUCUCCUCACCCGCACCUCUCGCUUGCUGGUUGCUGUUUUGCAAUGACUAAUUUUGCUUUCUUCUUCUUCUCCUUUUCAGUUGCCAGGGAGGAAAAGGCAAAGUCACUGCCAGCACCAUUUCCUUCAGCCUAAAGAUGUUGAGACAAAGCACCUCUGCCCCUGCCCUGUCCUUUCAGUGCUUCCGCUGCUGGGAGUUUUCCACGCUCCGAGGCUGUCCCUGUGCAUCCCCCGAGGAGCCGGCGGGGCCCAGCCUUUCCCAGGGGAACAUGGACUGAAAGAGGAGCUUUGGCAGGCCCCAGCUGCCAGCACCCUUCUCCUGGACCCUGAUGGACUCCGAGGCAGGACUGCAUUACCAUGGUGAUGAUCUUAACCAAAACUCGGGAAAACAAAGGUGCUGACUCCGUAACAUGCAGGACUGAGCUGCACACUCCAAAGAUGAGUCAAGGACCUACCCUCUUCUCUUGUGGCGUGAUGGAAAAUGACAGAUGGAGAGAUCUCAGCAGGAAGUGUCCACUCCAGCUCGAGCAGCCGGGCGCCAGCAUCUGGGACUGCUUGUCGGACAAGGGCGAGGAGGGCCCGCGCUGGCCGAGGGAGGCGGCCACCACCUGCUCCGUCACCAACCUGAUCAAGGACCUGAGCCUCAGCGACCCCCACGGCAACGCCUCGGCCCCCCCCAGCAAGCGCCAGUGCCGCUCGCUCUCCUUCUCCGACGAGAUGUCGGGCUGCGGGACCUCGUGGAGACCGCUGGGCUCGAAGGUGUGGACGCCGGUGGAGAAGCGCAGGUGCUACAGCGGGGGCAGCGUGCAGCGCUACUCCAACGGCUCCGCCACCAUGCAGAGGAGCUCCAGCUUCAGCCUGCCCUCGCGCUCCAACCCGCUCUGCGCCGAGCAGCCCACCCGGCUGGGGGGCCAGCCCAGGAAGGCGGCUGCCGGCUGCGGGCGCGAGCGGGUGGACAUUCAGAGGUCCCUGUCCUGCUCGCACGAGCGCUUCUCCUGCUCGGAGUACGGCGUGCCCUCGGCCAGCAGCACGCCCGCCUCCACGCCCGAGCUGGGCCGCCGCGCCGGGGGGCUCUCCCGGAGCCGCUCCCAGCCCUGCGUCCUCAACGACAAAAAGGUGGGAGUCAAGCGGCGGAGACCGGAGGAGGUCCAGGAGCAACGGCCCUCGCUGGACCUGGCCAAGAUGACCCAGAACCGCCAGACUUUCAACAGCCUUACCUGCCUCAGCGCCGCGGCCGAGGAGGGCUCCCAGCGCCCCCGGCCCCCCGGGCUGGAGCGCAUCCCGCCGCUCCCGGAGGUGAUGCCGGGCAGGACCCCCGCCUGCACCCCCGUGCCGGGACCGCCGCGCCCGCAGCCCGAGGACCCCCGCGCCAGCAGGGAUGACCUCUCCUGCGAGGAGGAGGAGGAGGGCGGCGCGAAGGAGGAGGACAGGGUGGCCUGGCGGAGCGGCGGGACAGGCGCCGAGAGCCUCUUCCAGCUGGACGGCGAGCUUGACAUCGAGCAGAUCGAGAACAACUGAGGAGGGAGCGGGUCGCCUCGCCCCCCGGUGUCGGGGGCUGCCAGCAGAGCACUGGAGGGCUCCUCGCUGCGGUUUGCGGGGUCCUGUCACUGCUCCCCCUCCUGCCAGCUGGAGGGGACAAAGCAGCUUUGCCAAAAUUUCAUCAGGUAUUUAGAGCAAUUUGUGUGCAUGCGUGUGUAAAUCUUGAAAUUCUUUGUAACUACUGUAGCCAGAGAUCAGCCAAGUCGGAGGAAAGUGCCUGUCCGAUAGGAAAAACCAGGCACAGGGAUUAUUGCCAAAGUCUCGCCGUGAGCGAGUAAAUGGCUUUUCCCAGGACAGGGUUGGAGCUGAUGGAGCUGGCCGUGCUCCCCUGGGUCCCACCUGUGCUAGUUCAGAAAGGGAUGCACAAGGAGAAACCACCACCCCUGAGGCUUGAAAAAGUGGGGGAAAACCAGAAUAUUGAGAUUUGCAAACUGAGCACUGGCUGGUGGCCACUGCUGGGGUGGCUGUGGCCCCUUUUCUCCUGCCACAUCCCGUGCAGCCCCAGCACCCCUCUCUCCCCGUGUCCCUGGCAGUGCCGUGAGAAGGAAAUCACAAGUGAAGUCUUUUUUUUUUUUUUUUUCUAGUUUUCCUGAUGAGGAAUUAAAGGGACCCCUGGCCCACGUGGGGCGGUGUCCGCAGCAGCGCUUGCCGGGUGCUGCCCGGGAAUGCCCAAAUGCUUUUCUUCCCUAUUUUUUUUUUUUAAUUCCCAGCCCCCUCUCUCAACCCUGUUGGGAAACAGCCCCACUCAGGCUCGGUGCCACCCUCACUUGGGUUCCCAUCACCCUGUUGGGGCUGGGCUGUUUACCCAUUUAGCAGCAGCUGUGCCCUCUUUGCUACCCAGGGCAAGGCUGCCACCCUCGUUUUUUGGCUUUACUGUGAAGGGCUGUGCGCCCGAGGCACGUCACAGCGGGGUUACUUGACAAAGUCAGCUGGCAAAAGGCUGAAAAUCCAGGUAGCAGCACUGAAAGCUUUUCCUCUUCCUGUGCCUUUUUUUAAGCACAGAUAAAAUGGUGACCAUUCUGUUUUUUACAAUAUGAAUUCUCUUUGCUAAAAAUAAGCUGUCCACUUGCUAACAGGUUUAGAAGGACACAUUUUUUUUUUCUCCCUUUGUUUUUUUCUUUGGUUUGUUUGUUUAAAGCUCUAGGGAGGCUGUACGAGUGGCUUCCAGCAUCCUCUGCAGGUUCCUUCAAGCUCAGGGUUCACUUCCCGAGCUUUGCAAAAGCGAGAAAGGAAAAAGAAUCAUUGAUACCAACAGCAAUUGAAGACAUGACAUUUUCAAUGGGGUUCAGCACCCUCGUGGGCAGUGCUUUGAGGGUCCAUAACUCAGAAAGACUGAGAGCUGCUGGUACAGGUUUCAUUCACCAUUUCUGGUUGUUAGUGCACUUUUUUCUGCAGUGGUUUGGGAUAUGUGUGGCAUCUCCCACCACAGUGGAACCCAUUGGCUGUUAUCCCUGUCCUGGCACCACAGAGGUUUGGAUCCCCACAGGCAAGCAGGACCAGCCCCAGGUAUUUGAGGAGGGGACGGCAGGGAUGUCUUUUCAUUUUGGGGAGCCCUCCAGCUCUUUUAAAGCAUUGCUUGAUGCAUCACUUAGAAGAAAAUACAUCCUGGGUGAAUUUUUAGCCCUCCUGUUGUGGAAGACGCUGCUGGUCUCAGACAUUUUGGGAGGGUCCGGCCAUGCCAGUGUUUUCCCAGGUUGCUGCCCCUCUGUCCGUGCCCCUGCAGCGUCACCCCCACAGCACAGUUCUUGGCUCUGAGUCUUCCUGAUGCUCCAUCCAUCCUCCCCACCACUGACACGUCCCAGUCUCGGGGCACACAGCUCCUGCUGGCCACAGGCACCUCCUCAGCUGGCCCAAAAAGGGCAAACCCACCCAAAUCCGUGUCCGGCUGCUGCCACAGAGCCCCGGGUGGGCUCUCGCAUGUGCAUCACUGGGGCUGGAGCUCCUAAGGGCUUCUGUUUUCUUUCCAAGGGCUGCUCCUGGUGCCACGCUAACCCUCCAGUGUGGGGAGGUGGCCGAUGGACCACGAUCCAGCUGUACUGGACAUAGCCGUAGCAUUCAGUUUACAUACAGCACAACCUGUUUGCCUUACUAAAAACGCUUCUCCAAUGAGUCAUGGCCUUAUACUGGGCACGUUGGCGUAGGCACAGACUACAGUUAGCGACAGUUUUGAGGCCACAGUGAUGUUCUGUUGGGUAUUUCUUGUUGGGUUUGUAUGAUUUCAUGUACUUAUUCUCAGUUUAAGAAAGCCUUACUUUUUAAAUUUUUUUUUUUCUCUCUCUCUCUCUGUAGAGGUAAAACGUUUGUGGAUUUAUAUAUAUAUAAAUAUAUAUAUAAAUAAAGUAUUAAAAAAUAUUAAAUAUAAUAUAGUAUGUGCCUCAGAUUCAGGGGACAUCCUGUUGAUUGUAAAGUCAGAAGUGGUGUUGCUCCCUGGCGUCAGGAGAUCCGUCCCCUACGCCCGCAGUGGGAGAGCAGGACCUGGGGGUCCUGCUCUUGGUUUGUAAAGGACUUCACCUAUUACACAGAUGCUUUGGUAACCUUCCAACUCCCCCCUGACAAAUCCCUGCCGGCUGCCAGAAUGUGAUGUUAAAGUAAUAUGCAGGCAAAGGAUGUUAUUCCUUGCUAGGUGGCUAAAAUGAGCUUAUUAUUGUGAAGAGACCCGAUGGCUUUUCCAAGGUGUGACCCAGUCUGGGCAGCCACUGUUUUAGGAUGACAGCAAAGCUGUGUCAGCAGCAAUCAUGAUGGAAAAAAUAGGAUUUUAAUACAAAAAAGUCUUAGCAGGCACAUGGGAGUUUGCUGUGUGUUUGCAGAUGUAGCUCUUUGAGCUGGUUCUAUGAAAGAGUACAUUUAAAAAACAAAACAAAACGACGAAAAGAAGUGUUUGUAAAAUAGAUUGUAAUUUUUCCACGUUCUAGCAUAGCCUGUUUGGCCAACAAAGUUGUGUUUCAAGUGCAUUGUUUAAAGCUCCUGGCUGCCCAGGCGAACAGACUGAAGUAGGAUGUUCUAGGAUUGUAGCGGUGCUUUACGGCGUGUACAAGUUCGGUGUUUUCAAGAAAGCGGAAGAAGAAGAUGGCCAAAUUAAAAAAAAAAAAAAAAAAAGGAUGAGGAGAAAAAUAAAAAAAAGGAAAAAAAAAAAAGAAAAA